AUGGCUGCCCCCGCUUUACAACAGCCAGAGUUGGAUACAACCUCAAUACCGGGUUAUGUUAUUUUCCCAGAGCAGAAUGAAACUGCACCACAGCCCACAGCCGGGCUUCGAUCACAAGUUCACCCUCUAGACCAGCUGUCUGUACAUGAAAUCUCCACAUCUGCCAAGAUCAUCCGUGACUUUGCUAGCCCCAAGUCCAUCAAGUUCAACUGCAUCACUCUUCGUGAGCCCAAGAAGAACGAGUAUGCCGCAUUCAGGUCAAGAACUGGCCCUCGCCCUGAAAGACGGGCUUUCGCAAUUGUCCUCGAACAAGGCACCCCCAAUGUUGCCGAGGUGGUUGUCAACUUGACCAAGUCCCAGGUUGAAGACUGGAGGCCUGUUCAUGAUGUUGCCCCUACUCUUACUCUCGAGGAUCUCGACGUCAUGGAGCGCAUUGCUCGCGCCGACCCUCGAGUUAUUGAGGUGUGCCGCGAGAUUGGCAUCACCGACAUGUCCAAGGUCUAUCUCGACGCCUGGGCCAUUGGCGUUGACCGCCGAUGGGGUUUCGAGCGUCGUCUCCAGCAAGGCCUCCCAUACUACAGAGCCUCAGAAUUCGACAAUCAGUACGCCCACCCGCUAGAUUUCAGCGUUGUUGCGGAUACCGAGACGGAAGAGGUCCUGAGUGUCGAUGUUCGCCGCGUCAACGGUGAGCGCACAAAGGUGCCACUUGAGCAACACAACUACUUGCCCGAGUUUAUUGGCGACGGCUACGAGCCCAACAAGCUCAAGCCCAUUGAUAUCACACAGCCUGAGGGAGUUUCCUUCCAAAUGAAGGGUAACGAGAUCCACUGGGCCAACUACAAGAUGCACAUUGGCUUCAACUAUCGCGAGGGUAUCGUCCUCUCAGAUGUCCGCAUCCACGACCCUUAUGAAAACCGUGAGCGAACUUUGUUCAACCGCAUUAGCGUUGUCGAGAUGGUCGUUCCUUAUGGCAACCCUGAACCCCCUCACCACAAGAAGCACGCUUUUGACGUCGGCGAGUAUGGUUCCGGUCUGAUGACGAACUCCUUGAAGCUUGGAUGUGACUGCAAGGGAGCUAUCCACUACCUUGACGGUGUUGUCUCAACCUCCAAGGGCCAGGCCGCGGUUAUCCCCAACGCUAUCUGCAUCCACGAAGAGGACAAUGGUCUGCUAUACAAGCACACUGAUUUCCGUGAUGCUAAUGUCAUCUCUGCCCGUGACCGCAAGCUCAUCAUUUCGCAAAUCAUCACCGCCGCCAACUACGAGUAUGGAUUCUACCACACGUUUAUGCUUGACGGCACCUACAAGCUUGAGAUGAAGCUUACCGGUAUGCUGAACACCUACUGCAUGCACCCGUCCGAGACUGCUGCCCCCUAUGGUACCGAAGUUGCCCCCGGCAUCAACGCCCACAACCACCAGCACAUUUUCUCGCUCCGUGUUGAUCCUGAAAUCGACGGGCCCAACAACUCCAUUCUCCAGAGCGACGCGGUCUCUUCAGAGGCCCCGGUAGGCUCUCCCGAGAACCCCUAUGGAAACGGCUUCUACUGCAAGAAGACGCUGCUGCGAACUGCAAAGGAGGCGGCUGUCGACUACUGCCACGAGACCCAGCGUGCUUGGGACAUUAUCAACCCCAACAAGAUCAACGAGUCCUGCAAGAAGCCCAUCGGCUACAAGAUCAUCAACAACAACUGCCCUCCGUUGCUGGCCAAGCCCGGCAGCGUUGUCUACAAGCGCGCUGCCUUUGCCCGCAAGAGUCUCUGGGUCGUUCCCUACAAGGACUACGAGCUCUUCCCUGCUGGCGACUACGUCUGCCAGUCCACCGGCGAGGAAAACCACCCUUACAACCAGAGCGUGCUCGACUGGUCAAAUCGGGAUGAGCCCAUUGAGAACACGGACAUUGUGUGCUACAUGCAGUUCGGACUCACGCACUUCCCUCGCUGCGAGGACUUCCCCAUCAUGCCCGCUGAGCCAGUUGGCAUCAUGAUCCGCGCCAGCAACUUCUUCCAGAAGAACCCUGCCUUGUGGGUGCAGCCCUCACAAAUCAAGAAUGACACUUCUUCCCGAAAUGCAUUCUCCUCAUCAAGUGGUUGCUGUGGUGGAGCCAAGUCAAAUCCUUCGUCUCGCUUGUAA
This is a messenger RNA of Pochonia chlamydosporia 170, 2130 nucleotides long. RefSeq names its product peroxisomal copper amine oxidase. NCBI's taxonomy places the organism in Eukaryota, Fungi, Ascomycota, Sordariomycetes, Hypocreales, Clavicipitaceae. The record is from RefSeq and is a predicted model, not a curated record. The transcript has 2 exons. Gene Ontology annotation, biological process: amine metabolic process. The coding region runs from base 1 to 2130 and encodes 709 amino acids. Gene Ontology annotation, molecular function: primary methylamine oxidase activity; quinone binding; copper ion binding.